Molecule: messenger RNA, 1896 nt
Organism: Capsicum annuum
Lineage: Eukaryota; Viridiplantae; Streptophyta; Magnoliopsida; Solanales; Solanaceae
Product: nonsense-mediated mRNA decay factor SMG9
Exons: 2
Coding region: 541-1758 (405 amino acids)
Biological process (GO): nuclear-transcribed mRNA catabolic process, nonsense-mediated decay
Source: RefSeq, a predicted model, not a curated record
AAUAAUGGCUUUAAGUUUUUAAAGUGAAUAAUAAACGUAAAAACAAGAAGAAGGAACCGAUGUAAUCUCAUUGCGGCAUUUUCACGGCCCAAACAGUUGCAAAAGACAAUUUAAAAAAGAAAAAGGCCCAGUCUGUGAAUUUGGGAAAUUAAUUCUGCUUCAGUGGCAAACCCUUGACAUACAAAUCUGGAUAACUUUGGUAAUCAUAUAUAUAUAUAUAUGGUCAUCUCCAAUUUCACUACUUUUGAGAUUGGAAUAGCAAUGAGAGAAAUGGAAUUUUCAUCUGCUUAACGUUGGUCAAAUUCAUUCAUUCGCCACUGGCUUCUCCCUCAUUCUGUUUAUGUGUAUAAGAUGAACAUGACAUGCCAUUGAUGUUUCUGCUGGGAAUUGGAAAAGGCAAAGCCAAAGUAGAUACUGAAGGACAUCCCCAAGGAGGGCAAGCAGUGAUCUGGCUCAUUUUGAAAUCUUACGAGAAGCUGUGGCUACUUCAACCACUGUCAGUGUGAGCCGACUCAGAUAAUAGACUAGAAAAGGGAACCGAUGGCGGGCAGUGGUGGAAACCCCAGUUCCAAUCAAUCAUCUGUGUCUCAUCAAGCACCCAAAAUCCUAUUAGCCAAACCUGGACUUGUUACCGCUGGUAAAUUCAACCGUGGUGGACCUGACGAUGAUUCUGCAGCUCACCGCCCGCGUCUUCCCUCCGUUGGAUCUCUUAAUCUUCUCUCUGACACCUGGGAUUUCCACACUGAUCGUUUUCUCCCGUUUCUAACGGAUAACACGGACUUUACAGUAGUGGGUGUGAUUGGUCCUCCAGGGGUUGGGAAGUCAACUAUAAUGAAUGAAAUUUAUGGUUUUGAUGCUGCCUCACCUGGAACUCUUCCUCCUUUUGCCAUAGAAGCAGAAGAAACUAGGACUAUGGCAAAACAUUGUACGGUUGGCAUUGAACCACGGGUUUCAUCUGAACGGAUUAUACUGCUUGAUACACAGCCUGUUUUUAGCCCAUCGGUUUUGGCUGAAAUGAUUAGACCAGAUGGCUCAUCCACCAUACCCAUACUAAGCGGUGAAUCUUUAUCAGCUGAGCUAGCUCAUGAACUAUUAAGUAUCCAGCUUGGUGUUCUGCUGGCAUCCAUUUGUCACAUUAUAUUGGUUGUAUCAGAGGGAGUCCAUGAUGCUAGCAUGUGGCAACUCAUGUCAGUGGUUGAUUUGCUUAAGCAUGGUGUACCUGAUCCAUCAUCUUUAACCCUUUCUCAUCCUCAAAGUUCUGAGAAAGAAAACAGAGACAAAAUUCUUGACAGUGAAGGAGAGUACAUGGCCGAACCAGUUUUUGUGCAUACAAAGCUACGCACUGAAGAUCUAGCACCAUGCAACCUUGUCCAACUGAAGAAGGCACUCUCACAGUUCUUUUGCUCAUCAUCUUUUGUGAGAUCAGAAAACCAAAACACUGCCAAAGAGAGUCAAGUUUCUGCUGUUUCUCUCAACGACCAUAGUGCUGGCCGAGAAUCUGAAUCUUUAAAAUUAUUUCUAAUACCAUCUAGAAAUAAGGAUGAUUCCUUGAAGCCACAGUAUGAAAGCCACAUAUCAGCGUUAUGGAAUUUGCGGGAUCAGGUAUUGUCUAAGAGAGGUUCAUCUUUCUCAAGGACUCUGUCCGAGCGCGAUUGGCUGAAAAAUUCUGCCAAGAUAUGGGAAAUCAUUAGGAAUUCUUCCAUUAUUAUGGACUAUUGCAGAACUCUUCAAAGUUCAGGCAUGUUUAGGCGGUUAUAGCUUUAAAUUUGUCUCUGUUUGUCUGUGGUGAUGAACAAUAAAGCUCCUAAAUUAUGAAAUAUUUUGUGGUCUUUUUGCAUACUCUACUAUAAGUCCCACAUACGCUUAAGAUUUAAUAUAGAUGCAUAUUUAGAUUCU